AUGGAAGAUUUGCCGCUAAUCAGUCAUGAUGAAUACGAGCAUUUAUUGAACUAUUUCGACUAUGAUGUAUAUUCGCAAAGCUUCAUAAAAUCGCUUGGUCCUGAAACAAUCGUUGAUGUGACGUUAUCUGAACGUGGCUUCAUUCAGUACGUGCAUCCUGUCUGGGAAGCAGAAUUAAUUCGAUUGAUUCAAGAAACGGAAGGCGGAUUGAAACUGAAAAUACGAAUUUAUAUAAAAAGAAUGCGUGUUCAGGAAGAGAAACGUCGGCUUUUUUUUCUGUAUUUCCCUCGCAAAAAAAAGAUUAAAUAA
Messenger RNA from Gongylonema pulchrum, 309 nucleotides. NCBI's taxonomy places the organism in Eukaryota, Metazoa, Nematoda, Chromadorea, Rhabditida, Gongylonematidae. The record is from the annotation of a GenBank genome assembly.